AUGGCUACCGGAUACCAAUUCUCCCCUAGCGAGUUGAACGCUUUCCAUAAAGGACGAAACAGGUCACAAACAACUGUUUGCUUCCCGCCCCCAUCGCAUCCUCCGAAGCGAGCAUCUUCGUACUAUCCCUCCAAGGGUCCCGAAAUACUCGACGAGUCGAAUCCAGACCCGUUCUAUCUUGAGCACUCACUCGACGACGACGCCUCUUGGGGCUCUCUACGGCGCGGAAUACGCGAUGUUAGAUUUAGUGAAGAGGCAAAUCAGUAUUUCAUGUUAUCCACCUUGAAUCCCGGCAAAGAGCUUCCCAUCUCUACGAACCUUCGCGGAGACACUACUAGAUCUCGGACUAAUAUCAACCGAUCCACGCUGUCAGUCGUCGAGCUGGAGCACCAAUUAGGCCUUCAGCAGGUUACAGGACAACCUCGCGGGCCGAAGCCUUUUCACCAUAGCCACGGCUCAUUCAGCUCUGACCAUACGGACGCUACACCUGACCUGACUCCAAGCAGCUCUUUUUCUUCCAACUACUCAGGUCAUCUUCACCCAGACACUGUUGACAAGUUAACGGAACAACUGUCCCAGACCAACCUCAGGGCGGGCGUCAACCCCCACAAUCAGGUUUACUCGUCCACACCAUUGAAUGGUUCCCGGACUGCUUUGCUCUCCCGGCCAUCAACUCCACCCCGAGACCCUCAGCAAAGAGCAGCGAUAACGAACGAUUCAUCGGACACUCUGGUCAUGCCUCGGGGAGACAGUUUCGACUCUCCUUCAUACAGUGGGAAACCAUUGCCCUCCCUUCCCAACAGUGCACGCAAUUCGAAUGUACCAACAGGCAGACGGGGCACCAACCCUGGAAGCCGCCCCCCCAUUGAACCUUCUAUGAUCUCCCCUCCUUGUCUGAUCAAUCCGGUUACCCUCGAGCCACAUACGUCUCACUUCGACCAAGCACUAUUCAUUCCAGCGAAUGACUUUCCCAGCCCCGUUCCCAGUCCAGGGCCCACAACAACAUCGUUUGAAAGGCCAGACCGACCCGUAACGAGUUUAUCUACCUCUGGUAGAGACCGACCUUCGACUUCCGUUUCCGAAAUGUACCCUGAACAGUCAGUAUGGGAGUCCGACUCUGAUACCGAAGACGCAGACACCAAGUCGAAAAAUCCGAUCGACACUUUGAAGAAAGUUCGCAGUCGUGUCCAUCUACGAGUUGCCAAAUCGGCGCCCAAGCUUCAAAAUGCUCCCCCGUCAAAUCACCCGCAGCCUUUGGAGAAGUUCCCCUCGAUGCCCGAGCCUCCUCCGACACACCACACCCCUUCAUCCAUGAGGACGAUGGUGCAAGCCUGCUCGAGCAAAGACAUUUUUCGUCCGACUGCCCAGCAAACGCUGCGUCUCGUUGCCCCUUCUACCACAUCCCUCGUACGACCACGAACCCCUCGAUCCCGCGCUAACAGUCGCGGUACCAACAACAACCAGCCUCGGAACUAUGACAUUGAUAGAUCAACUGCUGCAGCGAUCCAGGCCAAAUCCAGACGGCGACAGAGGUCUGAUUCUCCAGAGGACUCCCUCUGUGCCGAGCGGGAAAAGGUCUGCACUUACUGCCGCGAAGACCGACCCGACAAAGCCAUGCACAGCUUGACUUUGGCCCGUCCCCCACUCUAUAAACGAGUUUGGGAAUCACUGCGAGUGCUUGGCUGCCACGGAGAUAUCUCACCUCCCCGACCUGGUAAAUCAAUAUAG
Molecule: messenger RNA, 1728 nt
Organism: Aspergillus melleus
Lineage: Eukaryota; Fungi; Ascomycota; Eurotiomycetes; Eurotiales; Aspergillaceae
Exons: 1
Coding region: 1-1728 (575 amino acids)
Source: RefSeq, a predicted model, not a curated record